Messenger RNA from Camellia sinensis, 885 nucleotides. NCBI's taxonomy places the organism in Eukaryota, Viridiplantae, Streptophyta, Magnoliopsida, Ericales, Theaceae. The record is from RefSeq and is a predicted model, not a curated record.
ACUAUACUAGUAGACAACGUAAUCAAGUUCUGUGAAUAAGCAGUGUGUUAAGUUUAGAGCUUGAGGCAGUGAAUUUUGAUUCGUAGUUUAAAUACGUAAUUUGUUUAAAUGGCUCAAAUCUUGAGGUUUAGCCGCUCCCUUUGCAAUAUUUCUUGCGAGUUUUAGUUGCGUUGAUCUUCAUUUCUUCUCAUUUUCUUGCCUUGUUACUUCUGUAGUUUAUAGUUAUUUUGGAAAUUAACUUCCAAUGCUUUUGCAGUCAGCAUGUUGGGCGAUGGCCAAGUCAUGGCUUGAUGUUCAGGUGGAUCUUGAACUAGCCCGCUUGCAACCUGGUGGAAUGGAUCAAUUUAAAACUUAUGAAGAAGCAAUUGACAGAAGUCAUGGACAAGGAGACAAUGUUUCUCCAUCCACAGUUGGGCCAGAAAAUUGGCCACUACAAGUUCUGAAUCAGCAACCCCGGCAUCUGCCUGCGCUUCUUCAGAAACUCCAUUCAAGUGACUCAGUACAUGAAGCUAUUACUCAAGAAUGCAAGGAGCAGCACCGGCAAAUUGAAGUAAGAGCAUCUUCUUAGCAAAAGACUUUAGCAUACCUGAAUAUUCAAAUGCCACUUCUUUAUACGAAUUGGUUUUGAGCUCUAAAAUGAUGUCUCAUGGGCCACCUGUUCCAUUAUAAAUAAGGGUGGUUAUGACUUAUUGGAAAUGAUGUCUUGUUGACAGUUAACUUGUUUGAUGGACUGCCUAAAAAGGGAUUGUGUUACAGUAAUGUAAGGAUCAACCCACCUAUUUGCUGGUUUCAAUCAUCAAAGUUUAUUUUAGGUUGUGUUUGGAUCAUGGAUUUGGGUAGGGAUUUGGAAAGGGAAAGGGAAAGGGAAAGGGUACAAGUUAGUGA